Paramormyrops kingsleyae is the source of this 3164-nucleotide messenger RNA. It is a transcript of the gene e2f3, whose product is annotated as E2F transcription factor 3. Gene Ontology annotation, molecular function: DNA-binding transcription factor activity, RNA polymerase II-specific; RNA polymerase II cis-regulatory region sequence-specific DNA binding; protein dimerization activity. Lineage: Eukaryota; Metazoa; Chordata; Actinopteri; Osteoglossiformes; Mormyridae. Gene Ontology annotation, biological process: regulation of transcription by RNA polymerase II. Gene Ontology annotation, cellular component: RNA polymerase II transcription regulator complex. The record is from RefSeq and is a predicted model, not a curated record.
CCUUUCGCGCGUAAACUAUAUCCCUUCAUUCAUUGUCAGCUUCCUGGAGCCAUUUUCGGCCAGAAAGACGGCAGCUCGUCUCGGUUUUAAAUCCUUCGCAUCUGCUUUGCUCCGCGAUUAAUAUAGAGCCGAAACUGGCUGUAUCGUUAGAUUAGACCCUUAUCUAACACUCGUCGUAAAUAUUUUAGAUUAUACUUUGAGGGAUUUUGAGAAAAUCGGCUCUAAAGUAAAGUAGGGACAAAGGGCAGCCGAGCCUUUAAAGAUGAGAAAAGGGAUCCCCUCGGCCCCGGAGAAAGUGAUCAUAACAGGGGUCGGGGGCUCUGCCGUGGACAAAACCACCGUCUUAACAGCGCUGUCUGAUCGCCUGAGCUCCAAUUUCCCUACGGCCACGUACAUACAGAUCAUCACCCCGCCGUCCUCUUUCACACAGACGGGCCAUGUCUGCGCGUCCGAGGCUCCGGCCGGCAGCUUGAUAUACUCCACUCCCCACGGAUCGGCGAACGGAUCGGGACAGCGACCGGCUUUGGGACGGCCUCCGGCUAAAAGGCGCCUUGAACUGGACGAGACCGACCACCAGUAUAUCGGCGAUGGCGUCAAGACUCCCCGUGGAAAAGGAAGUGUCCCCACUCCCAGUCUGAAGAGCCCCAGAACUCCGAAGUCGCCAUCAGAGAAGACGCGUUACGACACGUCUCUAGGUCUCCUGACUAAGAAGUUUGUCCAGUUGCUGGGCCAGUCCUCCGACGGUGUGGUGGACCUAAACCGGGCCGCCGAGGUCCUCAAGGUUCAGAAGAGGCGGCUGUAUGACAUCACCAACGUUCUGGAAGGGGUUCACCUCAUUAAGAAGAAAUCCAAAAACAACAUCCAGUGGAUGGGCUGUAGCUUGUCAGAGGAAGGGACUGCUCUCAAUCAGUGCCAGACCCUUGGCCGCCAGGUUAUGGAGCUGAGCCAGGAGGAGAAGAAGCUGGAUGAGUUGAUCCAGAGCUGCACCCGGGAUGUGCGGCAAAUGACAGAGGAAACGCACAAUCAGAAGUUUGCCUAUGUCACGUAUCAAGACCUCCGAAAGAUCCGGAGUCUGCGGGAUCAGACUGUGAUCGUGAUCAAAGCGCCCUCAGAGACCAAGCUGGAGGUCCCUGACCCUCAGGAGAGUUUACAGGUUCACUUGACCAGCACACAAGGUCCCAUAGAUGUGUUCUUGUGUCCGGAUGAGAAUAACCCCAGCAGCCCCACGAAGAAUAGCCCCCGCGAUGUCAAUGGAAACAGCCCUCCUCUUGUCAAAGUCUUACAAGAUUGUCCCACGAGCGAAGCCAAUAGCGGAGCACUCGGCGUGUCCGAUUGUGCCGUGACGGUCACCAACAUUUUACCCCUCACGCCGCCUCUUACCGGCCUCCUGCAACAGACGGAGGAUCAGAUCCCUUCUGCCCUGGAGGGGCCUCUCAUUAACCUCUCACCUCCACUCCUCAACGAGGACUACAUGUUAAGCCUGGGAGAUGAGGGCAUCAGUGACCUGUUCGAUGCUUAUGAUUUGGAUCGGCUUCCCCUAGAGGACCUGCUGUGCAACUGAUGGGACGAUAUCCCCCCUGGAGGAAGUCGUAUUUUUUUUUGGCGAAGGUUUAUUCUGAAGGGGCCACUCUCUCUGUUCAAAGAGGUGGGCAUCUGCAGGCCCCCCACCCCAGGGCAGCCUUGGAUCAGCAUCGUCAGGAUGGCUUUGCCUUAAUCCUGAUUUGGGUUUUUUUUUUCUGUCUACAUCCAUAUGGGAACUGCUUUACCAGACCAAGAGCAACCCCCCCCCCCUCCAAUAUACUUGUUCAGAAUCUCUUGGUUGAAGCUUGAGUGUGGGAGGUGGUCCUCCUUAAGCCGGCUGCACCCCCUGCUGUUGCAUUCGCAUACCACUUUUGUAUUUGAUUGUAGCUGCCCUGAGUUUGCUAGAAGCUGUGCCCAGAUGGCCGAACCCAGUCAAGGUUCGAGUGAGUUGCGUCGAGUACCCUGCCUUGCCUGUGCGAUUUCACGCAGACCUGGCCGAUUUUCCGGGUUGUGUCCUAGUGAGAGUCCCGGUGUUCUUCACGGAUCAGUGCCUGGGCCCCGCAGUAGUGCAAAAUGCUGGAACGUGCGCUCUGUUUAAUCUUCUAAGCUGGUUUUGCACCAUGAUUGCUGGUGCAGCUGCCAUUUUUCUGACUGCUAGAAAAAUGCGGAAAGGAGUUACUCCCAUGUGGAGAUCUGGAGUAUGACAUGUACGUUUGUCUGUGUGAAGUGGGCUUUUUAAACAUCUUUCUGUGUUUGUCUGCACUUCUACUCGCUACUUUGGUCUAGAAAUGGACUCUAGGCUGUAGUGAUCUCUGGUUUUACUUUAUAUCUAAUGGAGAUCCCGUGGGUUAGCAGACCCAAUGGAAGGUCUCAUCAGUGCUGGUUUAGCACAUGCAGUUGGGCUGUGCUGCGAUUGCGUUUGUCUUGAAUCGCAGGUAAAUGCUGCAUUGCUCCCCCUGUGCUUCAGUUAAAUUAUUCAUAGGUACUAAUCUGCAUUUUACAGUAUGCAAUAUUUACUAGUAUUUAAAGGUAACCUCUUUCCCUGUCAUUUAGAUACCCAAUAGGUGGUAACUGAAAAAAUUGUAAUUGGAAUAUCUAAGCAGCGUGUCGUAGGGCUUUCGGUAAUAUGGUUAAAUUUUAAUGUAUCGGUUUCUCUGCUCGUUUAUGCCAUACAGUGGUUUUUUGAUUUAUUUUUUUCCAGAAAUCCUCUCCUCCCAUUUCUUUUGGCAGCUCGCUCUUCCUGCAGUAAGAAUGCGACGAACACAUCGAAGGUUUAACAGCUUGGUACUGGUUUGACACGCGGGACGAGCGAUUUUGGCGUAGACUUUCAGCACGGAGCUAACGUACUUCCUGGCUCGAGCCCCUGAGGGCUGCUGGCGUUUUCCGGAAGGUCUCGUUUGUCCGCCUGCACCUCGCAUCUGUCCUGAUGGUGUUUCAGAUCCAGAGGAAUUCAGUCAUACCUGAAGUUUUAAAAUGAUUCUUAGCAUUUAGAGGCCGACCAGGGACCUCCGGAUCGGGGGAUGAAGCUCUUAGAUUUGGUCGGUUUGUCCUCAUUUAAAACUGGCUAAAUGAAUAGUUGCGGUUGCAUAAACAUCAAAACCAGGCUUCCGAAUGAAGACGACAGCCUCCCUUUCACGCCUCUG